Molecule: messenger RNA, 4872 nt
Organism: Camponotus floridanus (Florida carpenter ant)
Lineage: Eukaryota; Metazoa; Arthropoda; Insecta; Hymenoptera; Formicidae
Product: zinc finger CCCH domain-containing protein 18
Exons: 8
Coding region: 695-3769 (1024 amino acids)
Molecular function (GO): metal ion binding
Source: RefSeq, a predicted model, not a curated record
ACUAGUUCCAUGGUCGAGAAACUCAGACGUCCGAAGAUCCCGCAACCUCCUCGGCGCUUCUUCGGCGUUUGUGCUUUGUUCUCUUCGGUAAUCUUCGGCGACCGACAACGACAGAUCCUCCUGCGACAGGGAGAGGGAUCGCGCACGACGGGUCUGAUAAUUGGACGGGUGUAGCCCGCCGUACGCCGCCCCCAGGAAGCGAUUAAGCGCCCGGGGCCCGGGCACGGGUCUCGCACUGCGGGUGCGAACGUUAGUUCUGCGGGUGACGCCGGCCGCCUUGGAGAGCCUCGGAGUCUCGAAAUCUCCUAAGGCCCCCCAGGCAUAGUACGCGCGACCAAGGCCCAAAAGACAUUCUUUCAGGUUGAAAAAAAAGUUCGUUCGCUAUAGUUUCUAGUGCAGUACAAAAACGUGAUUUAUCGGUACUUUCUUAGUUUGUGUUGUGUUCAAGUUGAAAGUUUAAAUCGACACUAAAAAGUUCCGCGCAAGAAAACCCGACAAAAGAAAAACAGUAUGUAUCAUAUAUGUGACAAAGUUUAUAAGUAAUAAAGUAUAAAAGUUUUCGAUAAAAGAAAAGUUGUCAAAAGUUGUGACAUAAAAAGUAUGUUCGACACAAUAUGGAUCGCGCGCGUUGUGCCAUCAAGAGCGAAUACUUCACAGGCUCUGAUCGACACAGGUUGAAAUAGUUGCAACAACUAUGUCCGACUCUGGCACAGAGAGCACUUCCUCGGAAGGAUACGACGGAGGUAGGAAUCGACUUACUAUCACAGAUGAGGUAACAUCGUCACGCUACUCGCAUCAUUCCUCGGGAUCCGAGCGACGAAAGUCUGCGGCAAGUUCUAUUACAUCCGGGGGAAAGUCACCUCCUGGAUCGCCAUUAUCAGGCACAGAAUCUAAAUCGCCGAGAUCCACUCCGAUGUCGCCGAAAUCGCAGCGAUCCGGGAUAAUGUCCCCUAGUGAAGAAGGUUCUCCAAGAUCAUUGCGUAGUUUAUCGAAAUCUCCACCACCAAUGUCACCGUCACCCUUAUCGCCAACAUAUCUCCACCCCGCAUCGCCGACAUAUCGUCAAUUCGAGUCGCCAAAGUCUCACCACUCGGGAAACAACUCUAUCGAGUCACCUCGAUCGGACCGUAGCUCAUCCCGAUCUCCUAUCCAGGACAACGGAUCGUGUCUUUCUCCUCCAAACGAUUCCAAAUCUAUGCGCUUCGAAGAUGCCGAAUCCAAAGCAUCUGAUUUCGAAGUGGAUACACAAAGGUCCGUUGACAAUUCGUUAAAAUCAUAUUCAUACAAAAAUAGCGAAUCCAGACAAAGUUCACCAAAAUCGCCCAGAUCAGGUCCCAGUUCUGUGAAAUCCUUGAUAUCAGCGAGGAGUUCACCAAAGUCAUUUAAAUCUGGGCCAGCAUCUCCCAUGGAUGAUCAAGAAUCGGAUAAACAUUCGCCGGCACAUUCAGGUCCUCGUUCUCCCGAGGAAGAAGAUGAAGAGAAGAACGGUUCGUUUAACGAAUUGGACGGCGAGCAAAUCUCGGAUGGGGAUAUCGAGGAUGAGCCAGAGCCAAUGUCUAAAUCUAAAUCUACACCUAUUACUCAUGGCGAAGAUUUAUCGGAUGUGUCGGAUCUCGAAAGCAUAGAUGGUCCUGAGGAAUCUACUGAACAGAACACAGAAAUAGAUAAGCUUCAAGAACAGGAUGUAAAAAAAGAAAAUAUUAACAAUGAAGAAAAUACAGAAAAAGAAGAUAAAACUGCACCAGUUGGUUUGACAGAGGAAAGUGAACAACUAGAUUUUGAAGCCGACGGUCAAUGGAAAGACGAACGUGAUGAAGGUGAAACUGAAACAGGUACAAAAGAAAUUAAAGAGAAUACGGAAAAAGAUAGAGACAAAGAUAAAGACAAGGACAAGGCAAAGCUAAAGGAAUCCAAUGAAAUGAAUGAUAAGGAAGAAGGAGAGGAGGGAGAAAAAGAGGAAUCUGAAUUGGAGGAAGGAGAGCUUAGCGAUGGAGAUGAUGCACGACCGGAAGAGACUGAACCGAGACCCGUGUGUCGUUUCUAUAAUCGGGGACAGUGCACAUGGGGUGUUAGUUGUAGAUUUUUGCAUCCAGGAGUAACGGAUAAAGGUAACUACACUAUGUUCGAUAUGGUGAGGCCUAUGGCAUAUCCGCCGCACGCCGCCACGCCACAUGAAUAUAGACCGCACAUCGACAGACCGAAUAUUCGACCAUUACCCGGUGGUUAUGGUGCUCCUGCACAUACGCCUAAAGUGGAAGAAACUCCAACUGAAUCUGCCUGGGAACGUGGUCUGCGUCAUGCUAAGGAAAUGAUGCGUAAAGCGAAUAAACGCAAGGAAUCGGACAUGGAUUUUGAAGAGAAGAAAAUGAAUUUGAGUUUAGGACAAGAUGAGCUGGAUAGAGAAGCAGGAUAUUACGCGAGAGCGGCUAGUCCCGAGCCGCCGGUUGAAAGGUGGCCACAACGCGAAGUACCACGGUCUAGAGUACCAUCUAGACCUACGCCAGACAGAUAUGCCGACGAGCCUGAGGGAUAUUAUCCUCCAACUGUAUCAUCCGAUUAUUAUAGCAGGAGAGUGCAUUAUAAAGAUUCUCGCGAAUAUCGAGAGCGUGUCGAUUAUCAUGCGAUUCCACGCGGUGCUACCUCAGUUUCUCCUCCACCGCACACUCGCGACCGAGAAAGGGAACGAGAUCGUGAGCGCGAUAGAGAGCGAGAUUAUUACGAGAAGUAUGAGAAGAAACAUAAACGGCCAUCACGAGAGGUUAUUGUAGAACGUAUUCCGCCGACGAAACCUUGGCGGGAAGAAGAACCACCCCCUGUCGAAAGAGGCAGAGGCGACGAAUGGGCGGAUCCGUGGAUGCGACGCAAGUCUCCGAGCGCUGUGCGUCGCAAUACGUCAUCGCGCCGAUCUCGCCGACAAUCAUACUCUUCGGGCUCUUCUUAUUCUUCAACAAGUUCUAGCCGUAGCUCGAGUCGUUCUAGCUACAGUUCUUACGACUCCUUAUCCAGGUCCCGUUCACCAUCAAUUCCCGCUAGAACUCGUUCCGCUGGCAAAACCAAAACUGUUAUUACUUCACCACCUUCCAAUCCUCCAGCUGCACCUCAACGAGGUGCCAUGCUGAUGAAUCCCCCUGCUCCAUCUCCUCGCCCACCCAAAGGAUCUAUUUCUCCUACAACGGGUACUCUACAUCGACGGGCUGGAUUGAAUCCACCUGCUCCGAGUCCAGUCUCUUCUCAUCAGCGUCAUCAUGAAAAAGCUAGAGAGCAGAAAGCCGCUAUGGCUGCGGCUGCUGUGGCUAAAAUCAUUAAAAGUCGCUCAAGAUCUAGACAAAGAAAAAGAAAGGAGAGAAAAGCACAUUCUAAAUCGUUUCGCAGUAGUUCUGGAUCGGAGAGCAGCGGAAGCAGCAGCGAUUCGAGCGAAUCGAGUUACUCAUCAUCCUCCAGCGAGGCACGUAGAAGGAAAGGUUCGACACCACCGAUAACACGUAAAGAUUCCAAAGGCAUCGAUGCAUUGAAGUUGAGCGGCACGAAGCAACAAAUUAAACUUACAUUGAAACCUGCGAGCAACACUACAGCAGUAAAAAAGAUUGAUCGCAGUGCACUUAUGGCAGGUAAAAAACGUGCUCUCGAAUCGCCGCCAAUCGACAGCAAGGCGCAAGUAGCCGCGGCAGCGGCCAAGGCCGCCAAGAAGGUGAGCUCGCGUCGCGAGGAGUUAUUGAAGCAACUGAAAGCAGUAGAAGAUGCGAUCGCGCGUAAAAGAUCAAAGGUUUAAAGGUCGAUCGAUGAAUCUUCAGACAAAUACGUAUGUACUACGUUUUCUAGACACAUUGUGUAAUUAGCAUCACCGUCAUCAUCAUCGCAGAAUAACGAGAUAUGCAAAGUGUGUUAGAUUGUGAUAAUAUAUACAAGCAAAAGCAUGUUCUCAUUUUUACAAAAUACAGAAUCGAACUUCACUAUAUUUUAUUUCUUCACUAGAAUUCCUUUUUCGUUCUAUUCUUUUCUUAAAUAAACAUAUAAAUAGCACUGUACAGUUUCCGACUUUUGUUUUAAUAUCUAAGUGAUUAUUUUUGUGUAAAAUUUAAAACAAAAGAUAAGAAAUGCAUACCAUAAAAUAUUUUGAUUUCUAAUGCACAUGUAAUGCACACACAUGCGCUCACGCACACACGCACACGCACAUGCAUAAUUUAUUAUAAAUUUAUUAAAUAUAUCAAUUAAUUUUAAAUUACAUUAUAUAUAUAGUCGUGAAGAGUUUGUACAAUUAUGAUAAAUUAGUUUUGAAAAGGUACAUUGAUAAUAUGAAGCGACUUUAAAGUUUUAAGAAAUCGAUUUUUGCCUCAGUUAUAAAAAUCGAUAAACUUUCUUUUUCUAUUCCGUGAACGGAUGAGCUUUGCAUCUCCUUUGAUGUCAAAAGUUUACUUUAUAAAAUAUCCACUACUCUCAUUUCUGUUCUUAUUCGCAGCCAAUUCUUGUGAACAGUUUCUGUGCGUUGUGCGUAGCGAUUAUAAGGUUACACAGCCGAGCAACGAUCUGAUAAUCGAGCGAUGUAUAAAUUGUCAUGUCUGUAUAAAUAUUUAUUCUACAUUUCACCUUUUGUUCCAACUAUAAAAAUGUAAUAUUAAAAUUGUCAAGUGGAUUAUCAAAAGUUUUCAUGUUGCCAAAUGUGAGAAUUAUUUUACAAUUAUAAACUCAUAUAUGAAAGAUCUGUAAUGAAUGUUACAAGAGGCUAUCAUAUUGAAUAUAGAAAGUGCUAAUAAAUUAACUUUCUAUGAAACAAACAUUUAUUAGUAGAAACAUAUAUUCGGAGAAACAUAGUACCAUAAUUUUUCAUUAAUGGACAUAAGCUUUCACAAUGCAACAAAGAAUAAAUUUGGCGUU